Messenger RNA from Drosophila pseudoobscura, 644 nucleotides. It is a transcript of the gene Cbp20, whose product is annotated as cap binding protein 20. Bases 113 to 577 code for a protein of 154 amino acids. Gene Ontology annotation, molecular function: RNA cap binding. Lineage: Eukaryota; Metazoa; Arthropoda; Insecta; Diptera; Drosophilidae. The transcript is spliced from 3 exons. The record is from RefSeq and is a predicted model, not a curated record. Gene Ontology annotation, cellular component: nuclear cap binding complex. Gene Ontology annotation, biological process: mRNA cis splicing, via spliceosome.
AAAAUGAGACGGUAUAUUUUGGUAUAUUUCUGUGGGUCGGACGCGGUCACUCUGCUCUAUAGACAGGCACAAAAAAUAUUACUUUUUUUAAUUUUUAAUUUUACUUACAAAUAUGGCGACCUCUGUAGAACUGAGCUCUUACCGUGAUCAGCACUUUAAGGGCUCACGCUCGGAGCAGGAGCGUUCUCUGAAAGAUUCUUGCACACUGUACGUGGGAAACUUGAGUUUCUACACAACUGAAGAACAAAUCCACGAACUGUUUUCCCGCUGCGGCGAUGUGCGGCUAAUCGUAAUGGGCCUAGACAAAUACAAGAAGACACCGUGCGGCUUCUGUUUUGUGGAGUACUACAUCCGAAGCGAAGCGGAGUCCGCCAUGAGAUUUGUGAAUGGAACUCGCUUGGACGAUCGCUUGAUUCGUGUUGACUGGGAUGCCGGCUUCAUUGAAGGCCGUCAAUACGGACGCGGCAAAACCGGCGGCCAGGUGCGAGACGAAUAUCGCACAGACUACGACGCCGGACGUGGCGGUUAUGGCAAGCUGCUCUCGCUAAAGAUUGCACCCAACACCGACAACCGCUAGCCCUAAGAUAUAGAGAUAAGACUAAGAGCCCCCCCUCCCUAGAUAUUAAAGCAAACACUUUAGGAUA